AUGUCAGAAGAUAAACUGUUUAAGCCGGUCGGUGAAGCUGCCAACGAAGUACAAGAAGAGAAUGACAACGGUGUGUCGUUGACUGGGGCCUCUGAUGCCAUGGGUCACCCGGUUCAAGAGAUUGAGUCCCUAUGUAUGAACUGUGAGAAGAACGGUGUUACUAGAUUGCUGCUGACUUCUAUUCCUUACUUCAGAGAAGUGGUGUUGAUGUCUUUCGAAUGUCCUCACUGUGGUUUCAAGAACUCUGAAAUUCAGCCAGCUAGCCAAAUCCAAGAAAAAGGUUCCAAGUACCAAUUGAAAGUUGAGUCUAAGGAGGACUUCAACAGACAAGUCGUUAAGUCUGAAACUGCUACCUGUAAGUUUGUUGAACUAGAUGUCGAGAUUCCAGCUAAGAGGGGCCAGUUGACCACCGUUGAAGGUCUUCUGAGUGAGAUGAUCGAAGAUAUUGAACAGGAUCAAGAGAUGAGAAAAUCAAUAGAUGAAAACCUGUACAACCAAAUUGCGGAGUUUAUUAAGAAAGUCAGAUCAUACAUUAACUGCGAGCCAGGUACAUUGCCUUUGACAUUCAUACUCGACGAUCCAUCUGGUAACUCUUGGAUUGAAUAUAAACCUGGAGAACCUCAGCACAAAUGGUCUCACGUCCAAUAUGUCAGAUCCGAUGAACAAAACGUGGUUGUAGGUAUCCUAACCGAGGAUCAAUAUGAACAACGCCGUAGAGCCAAGUUGGAAGAAUUGUCAAACAAGGGUAGAAACCCAUCAGAAAGUGUUAAAGUAGGCAGUGCUAAUGCUGAAUUUCUAUCAGAUGCCACCGAUAUUGAAAACUUCAACAAUGAAGUUCAAACUUUCAGAGCCUCAUGUCCUUCCUGUACCCAAGAAUGUGAAACUCAUAUGAAGCCUGUUAAUAUCCCACACUUCAAGGAAGUUAUCAUUAUGUCUACAACUUGUGAGCACUGUGGUUAUAAGUCUAAUGAAGUUAAGACUGGUGGUUCUAUCCCAGAGAAAGGUAGAAAGAUUACUUUGCUAUGUGAUGAUCCUGCUGACCUGUCGCGUGAUAUAUUGAAGUCUGAAACAUGUUCACUACACAUCCCAGAGCUACACUUGGAUAUACAAGAAGGUACUUUGGGUGGUAGAUUUACCACUCUGGAAGGUUUAUUAAAGCAAGUCUACGAAGAGUUGGAGUCCCGUGUUUUUACGCAGACUUCUGAUUCCAUGGAUGAAGCUACUAAACAAAGAUGGGUGGACUUCUUUGCCAAAUUGAAAGAGGCUCUUGAUGGUAAGGUACACUUCACUGUUAUUAUGGAGGAUCCAUUGGCUGGAUCGUAUAUUCAAAAUGUCUAUGCACCAGAUCCAGAUCCUAACAUGAAGAUAGAGGACUACGAAAGAACCCAACAACAAAAUGAAGAUUUGGGUUUGAAUGAUAUGAAAACUGAUGCUAACUAG
Molecule: messenger RNA, 1440 nt
Organism: Nakaseomyces glabratus
Lineage: Eukaryota; Fungi; Ascomycota; Saccharomycetes; Saccharomycetales; Saccharomycetaceae
Gene: ZPR1
Product: zinc finger-containing protein ZPR1
Cellular component (GO): nucleus; cytoplasm
Molecular function (GO): zinc ion binding
Source: RefSeq, a predicted model, not a curated record